AUGAAAGAAAAACUUGAAACAUUAAAGGUCCUUGAUCAGGAAAUUCUUGAACUAGUUGAUGAAGAGAAUAUUGAGGAAGAAAUUGAACACUGUGAUAUUUCUAGAGAAGGACUGCAAUUGGCUUUAGAAAAUGUAGAAAGAGCACUCAAUAAUACCUCUAGCAUGUUUGGUUCAUCUGCAUUAUCUGAUGUGACUGAAAAUGUAACAAGUAACACCCCACCAAUGGCCAGUGAAACCCCAGCAUCACCUCAAGGUGGUGACAGUAAUGCAAGCAUGUUACUAUCACAGAAUCAAAAUUCAAGUCAGCCUGGUACAUCCAGUGAAAAUGAAAUCCCUAAUAUGGGUCAGUCUUCUACAUCAAUUGUGAAUCCACCCCAACCAGUAGAACCUCUUACCAUACAUGUACCACCAGCAUCACCCGGGGGGCAUACAGCAGCCCAACCAAUCAAUCAUGUAGCGCAAGUAAAGUUGCCAAAGUUAAUCCUAAGAAGGUUUUCUGGUGAUCCCAGCCAGUGGAACCCAUUCUGGGAUACAUUUCAAGCCUCUAUCCACAAUAAUCCCUCCUUAGCACCAAUUGAUAAGUUCAAUUAUCUUAAGUCCUUCAUGGAUGGAGCUGCAGCUGAGUCUAUUGCAGGGUUAUCUCUAAGUAAUGCAAAUUAUGAAGAAGCAAUUGUUAUUUUGAAAGCAAGGUUUGGGAAUAAACAGCAAAUUAUAAAUCGACAUAUGGAUAUUUUGUUAAAUCUCCCAUCAGUUACAUCUGAAAAUAACCUGAAGGGUUUGCGCCAACUUCAUGACACAGUGCAAUCGCAUAUCAGAAGCUUGAAAUCGAUGGGAGUAGAACCUGAAUCGUAUGGGAACCUUCUUUCUUCAAUGUUAAUGUCAAAGCUACCGACAAACUUGCAGCUGGUUGUUAGCAGAGUGGUUAAGGAAAACGAAUGGAAUUUGGACAAACUACUGAAAACCUUCCAGCAAGAACUAGAAGCCAGAGAGAGAAUUAAAGCACCUCCAACCAACAAGGAUUUCAAGAAACACCAUGGUUCAGCCUCAGCAUUGGUUAAUAACAGCACUGGUAAUAACCCAAGUUGCACUUACUGCAGAGGACCCCACCCAUCAAAGGACUGUACAACUGUGACUACUCCGGCUGCUCGUCAAGAUAUCUUAAGGAAGACGGGGAGAUGUUUUGUGUGCCUACGAAAGGAUCAUAUCAGCCCAAAUUGUAAGUCAACAACGCGUUGCUACGUGUGUAAGGGGCGACAUCAUAUCAGCAUAUGCAAGGGCAAGAAGCCACCUCCACCUCCUAAAGACCCCCCAGAGGAACAUGAGCAAAACAGUCAAACCAGGCAAAGGGAAAACCCACAGAGAAACCCUAGUCCGACAACCGAUCCGGAUGCAACUGUGUGUCACACAACGUCAUCAAACUGUGUUCUUCUUCAGACUGCUAGGGCGAAUAUAUAUAAUCCAGAUAAUCCUGAGGGUCCCAAGAUCAAGGCUAGACUAAUUUUGGAUGGUGGGAGUCAGUGUUCAUAUAUCAGCAAUGAACUGACAGGAUCUCUCAGUCUACAGUCAAGGGGUCAAAGUUCGAUAAAUAUAAAAACGUUUGGCUCCAACGCGACUAAUGCUCAAGUUAUUGAUGUGGUUAACCUUGGUAUAGAAACUGCCCAUGGAGCGAACAUUGAAGUAUCAGCGUUCACUGUGCCGUUAAUUUGUCAGCCAUUAAAGAACCAGUUCGUGUUGAAUGCUAGCAAGACCUACCCGCAUCUGGCCAACCUCUACCUAGCUGAUUACUCGUCAGGUCACCACAAUGCGAAAGUGGAUAUCUUGAUCGGUUCCGAUCAUUACUGGAAGAUUGUGACAGGAAAAACCCGACAGGGAAGUAGCGGUCCAACUGCCAUUCAAACAAGGCUUGGUUGGGUUCUUUCUGGGCCUGUUGGAAAUGAAUCACGGAAAUCAACCCACACCAGCAAUCUUGCUACAAUCCAUACCCUAAAAUGCGCCUCUGAAGAAGUUGAAUGUAAGAAUGAUGUCCUUGUGCAAGAGCUGAAGAGAUUUUGGGACUUAGAAACUGUUGGUAUUCAACCACAGUGUGUGUACGAAGAAUUUCUAGAAAGUAUUCAGUAUGCGGAGAAUCAUUAUGAGGUAAAGUUGCCAUGGAAACCCGAUCAUGCUGAACUGCCUAAUAACUAUGAUCUUAGCAAGAAACGUCUAUUAGGGUUGCUGAAGCGAUUGCGUAACGAGCCUGAAGUCCUUAAGGAGUAUGACAAUGUGAUAAGAGAUCAGCUUAACAAGGGAAUCGUGGAGUCCGCACCAGAACCAAACGAAGAAAUCAAGUGUAUGCACUAUUUACCUCAUCAUGCUGUCAUCCGUCAAGACAAAACAACAACCAAAUUGAGAGUAGUGUAUGACGCCUCGGCGAAGUCAAGAGGACCUUCACUUAACGACUGCCUGUAUAGUGGUCCCUCGCUGACUCAGAACAUCGUUGACAUAAUGAUGCGUUUUCGGACAUACAAGGUGGCCUUAACUGGAGAUAUAGAGAAGGCUUUCCUCAUGAUCCAUGUAGCAGAGUCUGAUAGGGAUGCAUUGAGAUUCCUGUGGGUCGAUGAUGUACAUAGCCCAAACCCUAAGAUUAUCCCAUUUCGAUUUACCAGAGUGGUGUUUGGUGUGUCAUCGAGUCCUUUCCUACUAAAUGCCACAAUAAAACACCACAUUGAACAGUACCGAGAAGAUGAUCCGAGUUUUGUGGAAACGUUCCUGAAUUCGAUUUAUGUGGAUGACCUUAUUUCCGGUGGUGAAAGUGUGGACAGCACAUUCAAACUCUAUGAAGAUUCAAGAAACCGAUUGGCAAAGGCCAACUUCAAUUUGCGAAAGAUAACCACGAAUUCUAAGGAACUCCAAGAGCUGAUAUGUCAAGCCAACCAACUGUUGACAAAGAAUGAUGCAUCGAGUGGAAGUAUCAUGACUAGAGCUGAUACCAAUAAGCCCAAGCACUUGGUUCAGGAGGAGCAGUCAUCUUAUGUCGGAAGUACAUUGGGUCCUCGCCUUCCAAUCAGUGAUGAUGAACAGAAAAUUCUAGGAACCUUAUGGGAUUCUUACGAGGACAAUCUUAUUAUUGAUCUCAAGGACGUUGCAGAGUUGGCGAACAACGUUCAACCUACGAAGAGAAAUGUGAUCAGUGUUUCUUCCAAGAUUUACGAUCCUAUGGGUUUUAUAUCCCCAUUAACAAUAAAUUUCAAGCUGUUGUUUCAAGAACUCUGUAUGGCAAAGGGCGACUGGGAUCAUCCACUUCAGGGAACCCUAAAAUGCAACUGGCAGAAAUUAGUUGAAAACCUGAGAGAAGUCCAACCUGUUGUCAUUCCAAGAUACUAUGUGUCCGAUGUGCAGGAGCACAGACUCCAGGGCCCUGUAUGGCAAAGGGCGACUGGGAUCAUCCACUUCAGGGAACCCUAA
This is a messenger RNA of Dendronephthya gigantea, 3444 nucleotides long. RefSeq lists its product as uncharacterized. Lineage: Eukaryota; Metazoa; Cnidaria; Anthozoa; Malacalcyonacea; Nephtheidae. Bases 1 to 3444 code for a protein of 1147 amino acids. The transcript has a single exon. The record is from RefSeq and is a predicted model, not a curated record.